Messenger RNA from Passer domesticus (house sparrow), 2011 nucleotides. It is a transcript of the gene KCNJ11, whose product is annotated as potassium inwardly rectifying channel subfamily J member 11. Bases 148 to 1338 code for a protein of 396 amino acids. Gene Ontology annotation, molecular function: ATP-activated inward rectifier potassium channel activity. Gene Ontology annotation, biological process: regulation of monoatomic ion transmembrane transport; potassium ion import across plasma membrane. The record is from RefSeq and is a predicted model, not a curated record. The transcript has a single exon. Gene Ontology annotation, cellular component: plasma membrane. Lineage: Eukaryota; Metazoa; Chordata; Aves; Passeriformes; Passeridae.
GCUGCGCUCCGCUCCGCGCCGGGCGCGGCCGCGCCCCCGUGCCCGCGGCGCUCACUCGGGCGCGGGCGGCGGCGCGCACGGGCGGCAGCGCGGAGCCCGCAGCGCCGCUCGGCCGCUCCGCCCGCCCCCGCUGCCCGCGGCGGAGCCAUGCUCUCCAGGAAGGGCAUCAUCCCCGAGGAGUACGUGCUGACCCGGCUGGCCGAGGAUGUGCCGGAUCACGCCCGGUACCGCGCGCGGGAGAGGCGGGCGCGCUUCGUGGGCAAGAACGGCGCCUGCAACGUGGCCCAUAAGAACAUCCGCGAGCAGGGGCGCUUCCUGCAGGAUGUCUUCACCACCCUGGUGGACCUCAAGUGGCCGCACACGCUGCUCAUCUUCACCAUGUCCUUCCUGUGCAGCUGGCUGCUCUUCGGCAUGGUCUGGUGGCUCAUCGCCUUCGCGCACGGGGACCUGGACCACAGCACCCGGCUGCAGCGGGACCCCGCGGAGGGCGCGGCCGCCUUCGUGCCCUGCGUGACCAGCAUCCACUCCUUCACCUCCGCCUUCCUCUUCUCCAUCGAGGUGCAGGUGACCAUCGGCUUCGGGGGGCGCAUGGUGACGGAGGAGUGCCCGGCCGCCAUCCUGGUGCUGAUCGUGCAGAACAUCGUGGGGCUGGUGAUCAACGCCAUCAUGCUGGGCUGCAUCUUCAUGAAGACGUCGCAGGCCCACCGCCGGGCCGAGACCCUCAUCUUCAGCAAGCACGCGGUCAUCGCGCUGCGGGAGGGCCGGCUCUGCUUCAUGCUGCGCGUGGGCGACCUCCGCAAGAGCAUGAUCAUCAGUGCCACCAUCCGCAUGCAGGUGGUGAAGAAGACCGCCAGCCUGGAGGGCGAGGUGGUGCCCCUCAACCAGAUCGACAUCCAGAUGGAGAACCCCGUGGGGGGCAACAGCAUCUUCCUCGUCUCCCCGCUCAUCAUCUACCACGUGAUAGACAAGAACAGCCCCCUCUACGACAUCUCGCCCAUGAACCUUCACCACCACGAGGACCUGGAGAUCAUCGUCAUCUUGGAAGGGGUGGUGGAGACCACCGGCAUCACCACCCAGGCCAGAACCUCCUACCUGGCGGAUGAAAUCCUCUGGGGCCAAAGGUUUGUGCCCAUCGUGGCAGAGGAAGAUGGGCGAUACUCGGUGGACUACUCCAAAUUUGGCAACACGGUGAAAGUGCCCACCCCCUCGUGCACUGCCAGGCAGCUGGAGGAGGACAAGAGCAUUAUGGACACCAUGCCACUGUCCCCGAAAGGCACAAUAAGGAGGAGGUCUGUCAAGCUAAAGCCCAAGUUUGCCAUAAGCGAAGAGCCUUCCUGAUGCCUUCUGACCGGGAAACUCUGUUAGGGCUUUGUGUCUGAAAGAUCUCAUGAACUCAAAACACUGAGGUGGCCUCUUACUUUUUUUUAAAAUUCAGGUUGGUAGCACAAGGUAUGUUCUGGUGUUAUUUAUUGUGGGGAAAUCUAAAGCUAAUUAUAUUUUUUUAAAGGUGUGAGAGAUUUCGAGCAGAACUGGGAGUAGGGAAAAUCAUGGUCUGCAGCUUUAAAUUUCAAUUCAGACUUAUUUAAUCGCACGAUCAUUCUGUGUUGAUUCAACUGCAGGUAAUGACACAUUUUCUCAAAAAAUAAAUGUAUAUUUAUCCUCAGCGAUUGCAGUUUUUUUAGGGUCUUGCAGUGUUCGCAAGUCAGUAGUUUUUAACUGGUGUUUUUUUUCCUAACUUGAACAAUCAAUAUAGCAAAAUAAAACAUUAAUAAUUAAUAAAGUAGGCUGGAUUUAAAUGAUAAAAAAAGGGUCAGGCAAUGACACAAGACCAGAUCUGGAAGUGUCUCUAUAUUAUACUGUUUGUCUCAAAGAAAUUAAAUGCUGGAUUUGCAUCAUCCAUAUUGUGUUGUAUGGAGCCACUCCUACCACAUGCAGUAUGAAAUGUAUUUGAAUAUUUACUUUUGUUUAUUUUAAAAGCCUUUACACUUCCAAAAUAAAACAUUCAGGAAUA